UCGCCAAGACGCCAACAUUUCAUUUUCAAGUUUCAAAACAAUCCUUCACCUCAAAUGUCAAUUACUUGAAACGGAGUGCUGCUAGGUUCUCAUCCGGAGACCUCUCCUCGGAGCUAGACGAUGGCGCCGACGCACCCCCGGGCACGGUGCCGACAGGGGGGCAACCGCCCCCUUCUGGGCCACCCUCUGGACCACCACAGGGACCUCCACCCACCCAGGGGGCCCCACAACCCCAGGGGGGCCCUCCACCAGCAGGAGGACCUCCUCAGUCCCAGGGCGAUCUCAGCCUGAACCUGAGCAGUAAGCAGAGCUCGCGGACGACCAGUGCGCCCUCGAGUCCCGCCAAGACUAGGGAGUCUCUGCUGCAGAGGGUGCAGAGUUUGACUGGGGUUGCAAGGGACCAGGGAGCUUCGCUCAUCGGAGCAGCAGUAUCGGGAGCAGCCGGACGUCCAUCUUACAACAAGGACAGAUGCUUCACUCUCCUUGUCAUCGACGAUCAGAACACUGACUGGUCGAAAUACUUCCGAGGCAAGAGACUACACGGCGAUUUCGACAUCCGAGUGGAGCAAGCUGAAUUCAAAGAGCUCUCUCUUACUGCCAAUGUGGAGACAGGGUGCACUGUUAGUAUGGCUGUCUACAGGAAUGGAACCAAGGUUGUAAGAUCCUUCAGACCCGAUUUUGUGCUGAUACGACAAAAUCUGCGAGAUGCCGGAGAAGACUUCAAAAACAUACUUUUGGGAUUCAAAUUCGGUGGAGUGCCCAGUAUCAACACCCUUCACGCAAUUUACAACUUCCAAGAUAAACCCUGGGUUUUCGCCCAUCUCAUGCAAAUACAACGUCGACUAGGCAAAGAUAACUUCCCUCUCAUAGAUCAGACUUACUACCCCAAUUACAGAGAAAUGUUGAGUUCCCCCCGCUACCCAGUGGUAUUCAAGAUAGGGCAUGCGCACAGUGGUCUUGGAAAAGUGAAAGUCGAAUCGAACGCAGAUUUUCAGGACAUGUCGAGCGUAGUAGCAGUGGCAAAUACGUACUGCACCACGGAACCUUUCAUCGAUAGCAAAUACGAUAUUCAUGUGCAGAAAAUUGGAGGAAACUACAAAGCUUUCAUGCGGAAAUCGAUCUCAGGAAACUGGAAGACGAAUACAGGGUCGGCCAUGCUGGAGCAGAUUCAGAUGACAGAUCGCUACAAGCUGUGGAUUGACGAAGUGUCGGCCAUGUUUGGAGGCUUGGACAUGUGCGCCCUUGAAAUGAUAACAGGUAGAGACGGUCGAGAGCACAUAAUCGAGGUUAACGACAGUGCGCUCUCUCUCAUGGGAGACUCUCAGGAGGAGGACCGCAGGCAAAUAGCUGAGCUAGUGGCUCAGAGGAUGCAGCAAGUCUGCAGACCAGCCGGCCCAAUGGUUGGCGUAGGGGGUGGCCCUACCAAAGCCCCCCCUCGAGGCUCAGUGUCCAGCAUGGGAGGGACCGGUACCCUGGACGACCAGGGGGGCACCGACCUGGGGGGGCUGGAAGGACCCCCCAGUAGCUCCCCUAUGCCACCCCUGAGCACCAGCCCCCAGCCGAGGCGCGAUAGCCAAGGUAAAGGCUCCCCCAAGAGGAUGAUCAAAGCUGUAUCUAGUGCCUCACCCAGCAGUAGACGAUACAGUUUACAGCCGCAGAAGAAUGUGGUUGGAUACUAGGCUCAAAUACAGGCUAAAAUACACUCAAAAACAGAUAAAGUACAGGCUUAAAUACACUCAAAAACAGGAUAAAUACAGGCUAAAAUACACUCAAAAACAGAUAAAAUACAGGCUAAAAUACACUCAAAAACAGGAUAAAUUAGACUUGAAAACCGGCAAUAUAAGUUACAAGCUAAAAUGCACUCAAAAACAGGAUAAAUACAGGCUGAAAUACACUCAAAAACAGGAUAAAUACAGGCUAAAAUACACUCGAAAACAGAUAAAGUACAGACUAAAAUACACUCAAAAACAGGAUAAAUAGGCUAAAAUAGACUUGAAAACCGGCAAUAUAAGUUACAAGAUAAAAUGCACUGGAAACAGGAUAAAUAC
Messenger RNA from Nilaparvata lugens (brown planthopper), 2048 nucleotides. RefSeq names its product synapsin (gene Syn). Gene Ontology annotation, molecular function: metal ion binding; ATP binding. Gene Ontology annotation, biological process: neurotransmitter secretion. The transcript has 11 exons. The annotation marks the transcript as partial. Gene Ontology annotation, cellular component: synaptic vesicle membrane; synaptic vesicle. The record is from RefSeq and is a predicted model, not a curated record. Lineage: Eukaryota; Metazoa; Arthropoda; Insecta; Hemiptera; Delphacidae.